Messenger RNA from Adineta ricciae, 300 nucleotides. The record is from the annotation of a GenBank genome assembly. NCBI's taxonomy places the organism in Eukaryota, Metazoa, Rotifera, Eurotatoria, Adinetida, Adinetidae.
AUGAGUAAAAGCGUUCACAUGCAUUCGCCGAAAGAAGUAGUCGAUGAACAAACAACAACAAAUCAAAUCAAACGCACUGUUUCCGAUUCCGAUGAAAUGAAAGUUCAACCAAAGAAAAAGAUGAUGAGUCAUAUUUCUGUCGAUGAACAAGUUCUAUCAUUUUGUAGUGCAUCUACUUACAUGAAAAAGAUAAUUAAUGUCGAAGAAGUCACGAAUAAACAAACAAUUCCUAUACCAUAUAUAACUGAUGAAGAGCUUCUUCAAAUGACAAAAGAAUUUGAAAAUACACAUAAAGAUUGA